UAUUCAUUUUCAGCGUUUAUAGUUUACUAGCUCAUAAUUAUUAUCUGCUAUUGCUUUAAAUGCCGACGUCCCUAUUCCCUCGCGUUAGGUGGUGUUGAAGUGUAAUGUAGCUGCGUGUUAUUUGGUCUCACCCGCUCGCUCAGGACAAGUUCGCACGCGCUACAGCGCCACACGACGCACGCGGGGAAUACAUGAGAUCUCUCUUCUGAUUUAUGUAUUUAUUUUUUGGAAAAUGCUGUUUUCAAAAGAAACACCAUGGAGGCGAUUAGAGGGCAUGUCGUUCGGCUUGUUCUCCGCCGAUGAAAUAAGGAAGCUGAGUGUGAAAAGUAUCACUAAUUCCCAGCUGCUGGAUAAUGUGGGCAAUGCCGCCGCUAACGGGCUGUAUGACCUGGCGCUGGGUCCAGCUGAUAACAAGGAGAUCUGCUCCACCUGCAUGCAAGACUACACCAGCUGUCCUGGCCACUUUGGUCUCCUAGAUCUGCCUCUUCCCGUCUACAACCCUAUGUUUUUUGAUAAAUUAUAUUUGCUCAUCCGGGGUUCAUGCCUGGGAUGCCAUAUGUUGAAGUGUCCCAGAACCGCUGUUCAUUUGCUGCUGGGCCAGCUGAAGCUCCUGGACGUGGGUGCGAUGAAGGAGGUGUAUGAGCUUGAGAACGUUCUCAAUCAGUUGCUGGAGGUCGAUGCUAAGCCGUCUGGAAUAGAAAUCCAAGAAGCUCUGGAGGCGUUCAUUACACCCAUUCUUAAAGCCAGUGACGACAAGCAGCAUACUGCCCCUAUCAAACAUAUCUGUGAGAAAAAGUCCAGUCUCAUCAACAGUUUCUGGAGAGUAUACAUGGGCCCGAGGAAAUGUCCGAAUUGCAGAGCCAGUAGAGUGACUGUGCGCAGAGAACACAACAGCAAACUCAUCAUCAUACAUGGAUCAUCCACAGCAAGCACAGAAAAGGAUGAUGAUUCACUGAUUACCAAACGUGGAUUCUUGACACCAAGUUUGCUACGAGAACACGUCAUCAAACUCUGGGAGAAAGAAGGUUUCUUCCUGAAGCAUCUGUUCUCAGGGUUUGACAUGAACAACUCCGAGAAAGGCUUCAGUCCUGAAGUUUUCUUUUUGGAGUUGCUUGUGGUUCCUCCAUGCAGGUACAGGCCUGUUAAUCGUUUGGGAGACCAGAUGUUCACCAACGGACAGACCGUGAACCUCCAGGCCGUGUUAAAGGAUAAUUUCAUCAUUCAGAAACUGCUCGCACUAAUCGCUGCUGAGAAGACCAACGCUACUGAAGAUACACAGACAGAGAUGGAGCAGUCUACAGAGAUCAGUCAGAUAGAUCAGACCUUCUUAACGGGAAUCCAAGGGCUGACUCUCACAGACAAGCUCUAUAACAUGUGGAUCCGCCUGCAGAGUCACGUCAACAUAGUGUUUGACAGCGACAUGGACAAACUGAUGACUGAGAAGUUCCCAGGCAUCCGUCAGCUCUUGGAGAAGAAAGAGGGUUUGUUCAGGAAACACAUGAUGGGAAAGCGCGUGGAUUACGCUGCACGCUCAGUCAUUUGUCCUGAUAUGUACAUCGGAACCAAUGAGAUUGGAAUACCAAUGGUUUUUGCUACCAAGUUGACGUACCCACAGCCGGUGACACCCUGGAAUGUGAAGGAACUCCGGCAGGCAGUGCUGAAUGGACCCAGCAUCCACCCUGGAGCCUCCAUGGUCAUUAAUGAAGACGGGUCUCGAACCAUCCUCAGCAGCAGCAACCUGACCCAGAGAGAAGCCGUGGCCAAACAGCUCCUGACCCCCAGCACCGGCCAGCACAGGAUACCCAUGAAGAUUGUAAAUCGGCACAUCAUUAAUGGGGAUGUGCUGCUGUUAAACCGUCAACCCACUCUCCACAGACCAUCAAUUCAGGCCCACUGUGCUCGCAUCCUGCCCGGAGAGAAAGUGCUCCGACUACAUUAUGCCAACUGUAAGGCCUACAACGCUGACUUUGAUGGUGACGAGAUGAACGCUCACUUCCCUCAGAGCGAGCUGGGCAGAGCUGAAGCCUACACGCUAGUGAGCACAGACCAGCAGUACUUAGUGCCUAAAGAUGGGAAGCCAUUGGCCGGCCUGAUUCAGGACCACAUGGUGUCUGGCGCCAGCAUGACCAUCCGUGGCUGUUUUUUCACACGGGAUCAGUACACUGCACUAGUCUACAGAGGCCUGACAGACAAGAUUGGCAGAGUGAAGCUCCUGCCUCCCGCGCUCUUUAAACCUGUGCCUCUCUGGACAGGAAAGCAGGUGGUGUCGACCCUUUUGCUGAAUGUCAUCCCAGAAAACAGCAUCCCUUUAAACUUGAUGGGAAAAGCAAAGAUUCCCAGUAAAGCCUGGGUGAAGGAACCUCCCAGAGCGGUUCCAGGAUACAAGCCGGAAACUAUGUGUGAAUCUCAGGUGGUCAUUCGUCAGGGAGAGCUCUUGCUGGGAGUUCUAGAUAAAGCCCACUAUGGCAGUUCAGCGUACGGUUUGGUCCACUGCUGCUACGAGCUCUACGGAGGAGAGACCAGCGGCAAACUGCUCAGCUGUCUGGCACGGCUCUUCACUGCCUACCUGCAGCUUUACCGCGGUUUCACCUUGGGUGUGGAAGACAUUCUAGUAAAAGAUGGAGCCAACAAACAGAGAAGGAAAAUUAUCCAAAAGUCAGUCACAUGUGGCUCCAAGGCUCUCCAGGCUGCGUUUAACCUGCUUGCGGCUGCUGGAGACACUGAAGCUAGAGAACGCUGGCAAGACGCACAUCUGAACACAGACCAGAGAGAUUUCAACAUGGUGGACCUGAAGUUUAAAGAGGAGGUCAAUCAAGUGAACAACAACAUCAACAAGGUGUGCAUGCCGCUGGGUCUCCACCGCUCCUUCCCAGAAAACAACCUACAGCUGAUGGUGCAGUCAGGAGCCAAGGGUUCAACUGUAAAUACUAUGCAGAUCUCCUGUUUAUUGGGUCAGAUUGAGCUGGAGGGCCGCCGGCCGCCACUGAUGCCUUCUGGGAAGUCCCUGCCCUGCUUUCAGCCCUAUGAACCUCAGCCGCGAUCCGGAGGAUUCGUAACUGGCAGAUUCUUGACGGGGAUCAAACCUCCUGAGUUCUUUUUCCAUUGUAUGGCUGGUCGUGAAGGUCUUGUGGACACUGCUGUCAAAACCAGUCGAUCUGGUUAUUUGCAGAGACUGCGGAAGAAGAUAACGCGUGUGUGUUUGUCAGAGGUGCUUCACAAAGUGGAUGUGAUAGAAACUUUCCGCUCGGUAGAGAAACGGAGCCAGAAGUCACGUGUUUUCAAACUCACAUUCCACUUCCUGCCCCCAGAGCGAUACCAGCAAGACAAGCUACUCACCCCUAAUGAGAUUCUUCAGUUCAUGGAGCAGAAAUUCUUUCGCAUGCUAUUGGAGGCCAUUAAGAAGCUGAGUGCUAAACUGGCGGCUGUCAAUGUGGUAGAUACGCGCAAAGCCAUGGCGAGUGACAAUGAUCGAGAUGCCGGUGCCAUUGCACACAAAGAGGAUGAUGCCGAUGAGGAAACAGAAAACAACAGGAUUGUGGAUGAUGAGGCGAAUGAAGGCGAUACUGAUGCCACAGAUUCCAGGAGAAAAGAAAAACAAGAAGAGGAGGUAUCAGAAUUCACCCUGUUAAAUGCUCUGCUUGUUCUGGGGAGCAGAAUUGAGUUCUGA
Molecule: messenger RNA, 3667 nt
Organism: Sinocyclocheilus grahami
Lineage: Eukaryota; Metazoa; Chordata; Actinopteri; Cypriniformes; Cyprinidae
Product: DNA-directed RNA polymerase I subunit RPA1-like
Exons: 26
Coding region: 233-3667 (1144 amino acids)
Biological process (GO): DNA-templated transcription
Cellular component (GO): RNA polymerase I complex
Molecular function (GO): DNA binding
Source: RefSeq, a predicted model, not a curated record